Molecule: messenger RNA, 1584 nt
Organism: Durio zibethinus
Lineage: Eukaryota; Viridiplantae; Streptophyta; Magnoliopsida; Malvales; Malvaceae
Gene: ATOEP16-2
Product: Mitochondrial import inner membrane translocase subunit Tim17/Tim22/Tim23 family protein
Cellular component (GO): chloroplast outer membrane
Molecular function (GO): amino acid transmembrane transporter activity
Source: RefSeq, a predicted model, not a curated record
AACCGAGAAUGGGCAGUAAUAUUUGCCCUGCAUAGUAAUAGUGUCCUUUUGCUGUUCAGUUUUGUGGUGGUUGUGGCUGUUACAGAGAGAGAGAGAGAGAGAGAGAGAGAGAGAGAGAGGGUUUAGGAUGAUGGUUAGAAGGCCAAAUUUUCUUAAUUGUAGCUCAAACCUCAUUUAUGGACCCACUUGUAAAUUAGAACUUGAAAUUAGGCAACUUCACUUUUGAAGGGGUUUUCUUCAUUAAGUCAGCAAAACCCAAAAUUUAUUCCAAAUUUCAUGGCUAUAUUCGCAAUUUUCAACUUCCUUUUACUUUGUUCUUGCUGUGUAAUUCCUCUUUUAUCUUCUUUCUCUUCCUUGCUUUCUUCAAUCUUCCUUUGGGAAGAUAAUUAAUGGAUUGGGCCUCGACAAUACUUAAAUAUGAAUGGGUUCCGAUCAAACAAAUCAGAGAACAUUGGGCUUGGCCACGGCUACCGAGUGGAAAGAUACAUGGCGAAAAUAAAGAUCAAGAGAAUCGCCACUAAGACCGCAAAUCAGGUUCCAUGCAUGGGACACGUACGUAAGAAGUUGAACUUGAAAACAUUUCCAAGCCAAAACGAGCCGCAUCGUAUCAGAAACCUAUAGGUAACAAUGAGCAGUGACUUGGAGACGAGGUCUUUGUUGGAUGAAUGGCGUUGCUUCGACAAGGGAGGCUUCUUCGACCUUGGACACCCUCUCCUCAACCGCAUUGCUGAGAGCUUUGUCAAAGCUGGUGGCAUUGGAGCAAUUCAGGCUGCUGCGAGGGAGGCUUGUUUAAUAGCUAUUGAAGGAUCUGAAUCAAGUAAUUCGCCUGAUAUCACAACUACCAAGAACAAGAAGCAGCGCUUCCCUGACCUCAGAGGAGAAACCAAUCGAAAAUCUCUUGAAGCAAUGGUGAAGAGCACUGGAAAAGAAUCUGUACAAUGGGGGCUGGCUGCAGGAUUAUACUCAGGUCUUACAUAUGGGCUAAAAGAGGCUCGUGGAGCUCAUGAUUGGAAAAACAGUGCGGUGGCCGGGGCAAUUACAGGAAUGGCGUUAGCACUCACAUGUGAGGAAACUUCCCACGAGCAGGUUGUGCAAUGUGCCAUUACCGGAGCUGCUCUUUCCACUGCUGCAAAUCUUCUGACAGGAAUAUUCUGAAGUUGUUAAGACAGAACUGGAGUUAUGCUGCUUCAGUAUAUGAAGUUCCCUUUCUGCCUAAGACCGAUUUGUAGCAUGUUGGUACUUCAAUUACAAGAAUCUUCUUUUCUAUGAUGUCUCUUUCAUAAGAUAAGUACAAAGGAUUUGGCCAUAGCAGCAGCUUUAUUUUGAAGGUGGAGGCAUUUUAUUUUAUUUCUAAUUUUCCAUUUAAUAAUUGUAUGGGGAAGCAGCUAAUUUCAAUGGCAACAAAAAAAAAAAAAAGUGUGUUUGAUGUGAAAUUCAGUUUCUUUAAUCUUCAACUUAACUAAAAGCCAAUGGAUUUGUAAAAUGUGGUUCAUUUCAAAAUCAUAGUUGGAAUAUAGACACUUUGGACUGUUAAUAAAAAAAAAAGAAAAAAGGAAGGCUCGGUGUGCAACUCGUUUAUUUUUU